CCGCUGCUUCUGUGCUACAGCGGCUCCUUCCAAAACAGCAACACACCACCACCCACACACACCCACACACCCACACGACAACCCCAGCCAGCCAGCCAGCCAUGAACCGCAUGCAGAUGGCGAUGGGUCCGCCCACUUCAGCGAGGACAGACGACACGCCUCCACAUAUUGGUGUAGUGGUCACUGAUACAGCAACGGCUGCUGCAACUACUGCAACGACAACGACAACAACCACUGAUUCAGCUGAUGCCGAGAAGAAAGAGACGGAGGAGGUCAGCCAUCAAAACGCCGAGGCUGCCAGCAACGCUGUCAGUGACGAUGAGGACGAGGAAGAAGAUGGCGAAGACACAAGUGUCAGUGCGAGCGACACGUCCAGCGACGAGGCGGACGAGGAUGAUCUCGCGGCGUUUGCCAGCACCGUGAUGGCGGAGCUGGAAACGUGGCUGGAGCGCUGCGACGCCAGGCAGAAGCAAGCGCAGGGCAGCAAGAAGGGCAGUGACAGCGGCGACCAGGGUACCGUCUCCGCUGCCCAGUCCCACGACGACUUGGCAGACUUGGAGGAUCUGCCCGCCCUGACGGAGUACGUGAGCAACUGGACCGGCGCGCCAGAGGUGACUGCGGCGCUGCUGGAGCGCGGAGACCUGCAGACGAAGCUGCUCAACCUCGUGCCGACGCUGAAGCCCGUGCCGCUCCUGUUCCUGGGCGCAUCCGCCUCGGAGAACGAGCUGCAGGAGUCCGUUGUGGCCCUGGGUGUGAUUGACAAGCUCAAGCUGGCCCUGCAGGCGACGGCAGAUCUGGUGGACGCCGCAUCCGUGGUGGCGCCCGGCACCAAGACCGGCGAUGUCGUGCACGCCGUGUGCACCCUCAUCUACAUCAUGGGCACGGACCACAGCCAAAACUUCACCAACCUGGUGCCCAUCUCCACGGACCCCAGCGCCGUGCGGGCGUUUGCUCGCGUCUUCACCAGCACCUGGUCGCAGGGGGAGGGUCCGCUUGCGGAACUGACCAUGCUGGCAGCCGUCAAGCUUGCUGCGUCCAUCAGCGACCCCAAGCUCCUGGAGGACUUUGUCACCACCACGCAGUUCCCCGUCCUGCCCGCAAUGCGCUUUGAGGCCAAGCCAAGCCUGCGCCUGGCGUGCCACCUCAUGCAGGCGUACGCUGCUGGUGGCGCGGCCGGUCGCGUGCUGAACCAGUUUCCCUCCAUCCUCAACACCGUCAUGGAUGCGGUGCAGGAUGCCAGCGACGCCAGCAGCGCGGGUGACGCCGGUAUCGCCUUGUUCAAUGGCACGGACAGCACCACCGGCUCGCAGGCCGUCAGCCCCUUUGCAAAGACGCUUGUGGAUGUCUUUUCCCGCGCACCAAAGUACUCCCGCGUCUGGAAUGGCGCAUACGGCGCCCUCGGCAACCUCUGCAGGUACCUUGGUGAUGAGGGCUUGACCUAUCUUCGCGAGCUGAAGGUCCACAACCUGUUUCACCCGCUCAUGCACUCGAGCAACCCCAAGGACCACCCGGCAGACGCUGCGAGCAUCGUUGCCAACCUCAUUGGACACGUUGAACAGCACCCGUUGCUCAAGGCAAGCGACAACAUCAUCGGCAUUGUGCACACAGAACUUGAAAAGGCCUGGGCCAACGAGGACCUGGAAGGCCGCACGUCGGAGCCGUGGGAGCCACUGCAAGGCCUGGCCAACCUCUCUGUCAACGACAGCAACAAGCCCUUGAUUGCCAACACAUGCCUCAACCUGGUCAUGGACAUUCUCGAGUCAUCCCGCCCAAAGGACAGGCUGACGGACAAAUUUGCCAUCAAGGUGAUUGCGAACCUCGCUGUGACAAACGCGCUGUGCGGACAGCAGGACCGCAUUCUCCGCGUGUUCAAGCGCAUGCUCGAGGCCUCCUCCAAGGCAAAGGAGGACCCCGCCCACCGUACCCCGGCGCAACACGUGCUGACCCCAGAGGUGAAGCAGGACAUUGGCCUGACCAUCUUCCGCAUCGAGAGGCUCAACACCAUGGAGGCAGCAGCACCGCCAGCCAGCAGGCAGCCGGCGAGCGUGCGCCGCGGUGCCUCCCACCACCGAUUCAACAAUCAGCAGCAGAAGCAGAAGCAGAAGCAGAAAUCAGGGGCGCGCGGGCGCAACAUGCUGCGGGCGACAACACUCGACGCGCCAAACACUGAAGAUGGUGGCCUCGGUGGCGCUGAGCGUGGUUCAGGUAUGUCUGUGCCGACAGUGACGCGGGUGCAGGUUGGUGGUGGCAGCAUGGCGAUGGGAAUGGGACUGUCGAAGGCAGGCGAGGUCUUGAAGCGCAACAACGCGAUGGAUGCAAACGACAAUGACAACAACGCUGCUGAGAAUGGAGCAACGAAUGCGCUGUCGAUGCCAACGGACACAAGCGGCAAGAUGACGGAGGAGCAGAAGGACGGGAAGGAGGAGGAGGAGGAGGAGGAGGAGGAGGUGCCUCAAGCGAAGAAACAGGAAGAAAGCGCAUUCAAGAUGGGACAUGCGGACGAUGUUUCAGACAACAGCGACGAUGACGAUGAUGACAACAGCGAGGAUGAUGAGAUGACCAACGCAGCGGUGAAGGAGACCGAUGUGGGCGGCGUGAUCACGAGCACGGACAUGUCUUCGCUUCACAAACCGGCGCCUGUGGUCAGAGAAGUGUCGCACACGCAGGUGGCGGAGGCAGCGCCUGAGGCGGGCGAAUUGCAGCAGGAGCAGCAGUUGAGGCCUGGUCACAUUAUGCUGUCAUAUCCAUGGAAGCACCAGAGCUUCAUGCUGCGCGUUCGAAACGCGCUUGAGAGCCACGGGUACAAAGUGUGGAUGGAUGUGGAUCAUGUGGCCGGGAGCAUUUUGGAGUCCAUGAGUGACGGGGUGGAGAAAGCCGACGUCAUUGUCAUGUGUCUCUGCGAAGCGUACAAGACCAGCACGCCCUGCCGCACAGAAGGCGAGUAUGCGUACAAGCUGGGCAAGCCAAUCGUUCCCAUCCGCCCGGAGGUGUAUGUGCCGGACGGGUGGCUGGGCGCGCUGUGCGCAAACCUUCUCUAUGUCGACUUCACCACGGAUGACGCCAUGUUCUGGGCAGCGCAGCAGCACAUGCUGUUGCAGCAGGUUGGUCGCUACACUCAGCCGCACACACCCGCCAGCAGCGGUGUGCAUCCCGGAGAAGGCUCGCUGACGACGACGACCACAACAACUACGUCGGCAGAUGGCAGUGGUGGCAAAAACAGCCGUGGCGAGAAGAGCGCGGGUGUUGGCAGCGAUGGCAUUGACUGGCGCACGCGUGCACUCUCCGCAGAGCACAAACUUCGCGAUGUCAUCAACAGGGCCGCUGAACAGGCCGCAUCAUCACCAACAACAGCACACGGCAUUCAUGGCGGCGAAGGCGGGAAGAUGCAGCUGGGCGAAGUGUUGGCAGCUCUAUCUCGCAUUGAGGACCGCCUCAACAAUCCGCCCGCACCAGAGCAAGGCAUGUACUGUCGCUGUUGCAUCUCAUAGCCGCCGUGCGGUCACGGAAGGCGCACAGGAGUGAUGGUGGUGGUGGUAGUGUUGAUGGUAGUGGUUUUGAGGUGGUCUAACAUGAAGCCCCCUUUGUGCUGCGACUACGACCUGCAGCACUCACGUGUGGCGCUAAGUGUGCGUGAAUUACAUUUGUACCUCUUAUUCUGAUUUCUAAUGUGUGUUUCACGUGUUUCAUGCUUAAAGUGUUCAUAGCCGUGUCUUGUUGACUGUUGCUGACUGUUGAUGUGCUGGAAUUGCCAACUUGCGUGCAUACUGUUUGGGCUGCCUUGUUGUAUUCGGUUGACGUGUUGGUGGUGCACGGAGAAGGGGGGGGGGGAGGCAGUAGCAAUGGUUGUGGGAUGUGUAACAACAACAGUAAACGUUCGGCAUGGA
Salpingoeca rosetta is the source of this 3884-nucleotide messenger RNA. RefSeq lists its product as uncharacterized. Lineage: Eukaryota; Choanoflagellata; Craspedida; Salpingoecidae. Gene Ontology annotation, biological process: signal transduction. The transcript is spliced from 4 exons. The record is from RefSeq and is a predicted model, not a curated record. The coding region runs from base 102 to 3488 and encodes 1128 amino acids.